Messenger RNA from Podospora anserina S mat+, 1980 nucleotides. RefSeq lists its product as uncharacterized. NCBI's taxonomy places the organism in Eukaryota, Fungi, Ascomycota, Sordariomycetes, Sordariales, Podosporaceae. The transcript is spliced from 2 exons. The record is from RefSeq and is a predicted model, not a curated record. Bases 1 to 1980 code for a protein of 659 amino acids.
AUGUCGGCACCACCACCUCAGGGGCCGGGAGGCUUCUCCCUCUUCCCAAAUACUACUGCCAGACCACCGUCGAGGAGUCAGAACCAGCAGAGACCACCGACUAGGUCAGGGACACCUCAGGAGGGGCCGUCCAAUUCGACAGAGGCAUCGCCUCCUCGUGGUCCGAGGAUACGGAGGGACUCUUCAGUCAGGGAAGGAAAGCAGAGGGUUGCAUCAACCAAUCCAUGGCAACAUGCUCUUGACGCUCGAGAAUCUCAACGACGGCAAUAUCCCCAGGAGAGCGAGGCCGGGCCGUCCAAUGCUGUACCUGUCCCGGACCCCGUGGUUGAGACGGCAUGUGCUCAGCCGGUGAGCGAUCCACCGCAGCGAUGCGAGACAGCCUUCUCCGAAGCGCAGACUCUUGUCAGGAGUAACAGCGCUCGAUCUCGAAGCUCAAUUGCCAAACCACCACUCACAUACGCCCCGGCUGGUCAAUCUUCUUCUUCAGGAGGACCAUCUUCUUCGUCCCAUCAAAACCCACCACAACUUCGCUCCAUCUUUCCCACCUACAACCCCGAGCUUCCUCUGGACAGACAGGAGUACUAUCCAAAAGAAGCCUCCCCAACCCGCAUUCCCCAAGGAGCCAUCUCCCGUCCUCUCUACUCCCCACGACGAGAGCGCGCCCCAACAGUCACCAGCAACCACAACCCUCAAUCACCCCCCCAAGGACCAAUCCAGUCCCCAGCGCCCACCACAACCUCCUCCCGCUGGCCCCGCCACCAGGAACCGGCCGUGAUCCCGCCCGUCUCCUCAACAGAAGAACUGCGCUCCCUCUGGAAAGUAACCAACGGCUGGAAAGCCUCCUCCCUCGAAGGCCGCCCCUUCUGCCUCAAACUCACCACAACCCCGGACGCCCCAGUCUACACCCUCUCCUCCUCCACCUCGCAACCCUUCUACUGCCUCCGAAUCGACCCAACCUCCGCCUCCGCCCUCGUCUCCCUCUCCCGCUACGACCCAAACAAACCCUUCAAACAAUCCCCCCCCUCCCCAAACAGCGGCUCCCCCUCCCAAUCCCCAACCCCAGGUGGCGUCUCCCAAUCGGCAAACAUAAUCAACUCCUCCCCCUCCACGCCCCCCUCCUCCACCUCCCUCCGAACAAGCAUGUCCCUCCGCACAAGCAAAUCCACCCGCUCCCUCCAACACAACGCCAAAAACUGGCUAGAAGUCCUGACAACCUCCCUCACUCCCCCCGGCCUGAGGAACGAAAACGACGGUUUGGUCGCCCAGUUAUGGCCCUUCCGCCGCAGCACGCCUGGUAGCCGACCGCUCCAACGACGCAACAACCGUCGCGCUCGCACAGCAAGAAUCCGCGCGGUUAGUCUUCGAUCCCGAUUCGGGCAACCACUUCCUCGUCCACCCCGCCUUAGCCAUGCCCUUUUGCGUGACGAUAGAGAGAAACCCGGGCAGGGUUGGCUGGAAGUCGACACCUCCAUCGCGGCCAAGAUCGAGGCGGUGUACCUGGUUGAUGUUGUUGUUGCUGCGUUGGUGCUGGUCGCGCACGGGGACGACCAAUAUACCGCCGGUGUCGAGGUCUUCGAGCCGCCUCCGGUUGUUUUUGGUGGGGGGAAUGGUUCUGUCAUCUCCGGCGACCGUCGCUCUUCACGGUCGUCCAGACGGGCAGGGGGCGAUUCCCGUGCGAGCAUGAGAAGAGAAGAGAAACAACGGAAGAAAGAGGCCAAGAAGGCGGAGAAGAGGUCUAAAAGCCGAUCCAGCAAGAAGAGGAUGGAGCAGUUCGAGAUUGACCUCGAGAGCCAGGAUAGUGAAUACGGCAAACGAUCGGUGAAAGAAAAGGAGGAGAAGUUACCUGCUGUGUUGAGGGCGUUGGUGUGGCUGAUCAAGAUUUUCUUCAAAUGCUUGAUUGGGAGUCUAGCGCUGGUGUUUAAAUGUCUCGGGGGAAUCAUCAACGGGUUGGCGAGAUGUUGUGGGUUAGGGAAGCUAUAG